CUUGUCCCAAAUAAUCACAGCAUGGGGUUGUGCCUUAAUUAGCAUUGUUGACCCAUAGUUUCUAAUUUUACGUGUAAAUUGGGAGAAGAAGAUGGUGGGAGACUAAUGGGUUUUGGAAGUUUCGGUUGUCAAGAUUUUUUUUCAUCUUUUUCUGUGUGUUCUUAUGUGAGUUGAGUCUUUUAGCUUACGGUGGAUGUCAAGAUGGAUGUGCGAGAAAGAAGCAAAUGAAGGUCUUUGCGGCCAAGGUCGAGGAUGGAAGGGAGGGCCAAGAUGGAAAGCCCUCAAUAGGCCCCGUCUAUCGGAAUCUACUUGCCAAAAAUGGGUUUCCUCCGACUGAUCCCGACAUAAAUACAACAUGGGACAUUUUCAGGGUAUCCGUCGAAAAGCAUACUAAAAACAAGAUGCUCGGAUGGCGCAAAAUAAUCAGCGGAAAGCCAGGACCUUAUGCCUGGAAAUCCUACAAGGAAGUCUACGACGAAGUCUUGCAUAUAGGUUCCGCAUUACGUGCAUCCGGAGCUGAACCUGGCUCCAGAGUGGGAAUUUACGGAGCAAACUGCCCGCAGUGGGUUAUGGCAAUGGAGGCUUGCAACGCACACAGUUUGGUAUGCGUGCCUCUCUACGAUACCCUCGGUCCAGGAGCUGUUAACUUCAUACUGGAUCACGCGGAGAUAAAUUUUGUUUUCGUCCAAGAUAAGAAAGCAAAAGAACUACUAAAUCCGGAUUGCCUUUCUGCCAAAAAGCUAAAAUCGAUCAUUUGCUUUACGUCUUUGGCAGAGGACGAGAAAGAAAAGGUGGUUCAAACCGGGACUGUACCUUAUACAUGGGAUGAGUUCCUUCAGAUGGGAAAGGAGAAUCCGUCGGACAUUUUGCCGCCUCGGCCUUUUGACAUCUGCACAAUCAUGUACACCAGUGGCACCAGUGGAGAUCCGAAAGGUGUUGUUCUGACACAUGAAAACCUCGCAGCUUUUGUAGCAGGGAUGGAUCUCUUUAUGGAGCAAUUUGAAGAUAAGAUGACAGUGGACGAUGUGUAUCUAUCUUUCUUGCCGCUUGCUCACAUUCUUGACCGUACCAUUGAGGAGUAUUUUUUUCAUAAGGGCGCUUCCAUCGGCUAUUAUCAUGGGGACUUGAAUGCACUGAGAGAUGAUCUGAUGGAGUUGAAGCCAACGUUUUUCGCGGGCGUGCCUAGAGUAUUCGAAAGGAUACAUGAAAGCAUUAAAGUAACACUAGAAGAACUCAAUCCAGUGAGGCGGAGCAUAUUCAAUCUUCUCUACAGGCACAAACUACACUGGAUGAAUCUGGGAUAUAAACAAAAAGACGCAUCGCCACUGGCGGAUUUGUUGGCUUUCAGGAAGGUAAAAGCUAAGUUAGGUGGCAGGCUUCGCCUUAUAGUAUCUGGAGGCGCACCAUUGAGCUCCGAGAUCGAAGAGUUUCUGCGGGUUACUUGCUGUGCUUUUGUGGUUCAAGGCUAUGGCUUGACCGAAACCUGUGGGCCAACAACUCUCGGAUUUCCUGACGAAAUGUCCUUGAUUGGAUCUGUCGGCGCGGUGUCCGUAUACAAUGAGAUGCGCCUAGAAGAAGUUCCGGAGAUGGGCUACAAUCCGCUGCGGAACCCUCCAUGCGGUGAGAUAUGUGUUAGAGGGAAGUCUGUUUUUUCAGAAUACUACAAAAAUCCCGAGUUGACAAGAGAAUCUAUAAAGGACGGCUGGUUCCAUACAGGGGACAUUGGGGAAAUAUUUCCUAAUGGCAACGUCAAGAUCAUCGACAGGAAGAAGAAUCUUGUAAAGCUCUCCCAAGGAGAGUAUGUUGCGCUCGAGUAUUUGGAAAAUGUUUAUGGAGUCACCGCAAUAGUGGAAGAUGUUUGGGUAUAUGGGGACAGCUUCAAAUCAACGCUCAUCGCAGUCGUCGUACCACAUGAAGAGAACACCAGAAAGUGGGCAGUUGCGAACGGUUACCCAGGGUCCUUUACCGAACUCUGUUCUCUCAAUCUAUUGAAAGAGCACAUCCUCGCUGAGUUCAGAGAGAUUGCUCAAAGAAACAAGCUGAGGGGCUUCGAGUACAUCAAAGGAAUCAUCCUCGAACCGCUCCUGUUCGACAUGGAAAGAGAUCUGGUGACCGCAACGCUCAAGAAGAAGAGAAACAAGUUGCUAAACCACUAUCAGGUGCAGAUCGAUGAACUCUACAGAACUUUGGCCGGUGGGAGACUAUGAACUUCAAUGAUCGCCUAAAGUUGAGGACCAUUACGCAACUACUGCUUUCGAUCCAUCAAUCCGUCAAAGUCGCUGCUAUGACCAGUAUAGGUUGUUCAUAGAUGUUGUACUAGCAUUAAGUUUUCGCAUGUCCAUCAAUAGCUGAGAACUGUGAUAAGGACCGUAAUGACGAACACCGUAUACAAAAGUUUUAGUUCGCGAGAAAGCUUGUGUCGAUUACAAAUUUGUACUGCAUUUUUCCUUGCGUCAACCCAGAGCAAUUGCGUAAGAAUCUUAAUAAUUUUGAUCUUUGACCACGAUGCCAUCGUCUUUUUCGUGAA
Molecule: messenger RNA, 2527 nt
Organism: Syzygium oleosum
Lineage: Eukaryota; Viridiplantae; Streptophyta; Magnoliopsida; Myrtales; Myrtaceae
Product: long chain acyl-CoA synthetase 1-like
Exons: 20
Coding region: 225-2207 (660 amino acids)
Biological process (GO): fatty acid metabolic process; wax biosynthetic process; cutin biosynthetic process
Cellular component (GO): membrane; endoplasmic reticulum
Molecular function (GO): long-chain fatty acid-CoA ligase activity
Source: RefSeq, a predicted model, not a curated record